Odobenus rosmarus divergens (Pacific walrus) is the source of this 3741-nucleotide messenger RNA. RefSeq names its product zinc finger protein 862 (gene ZNF862). The record is from RefSeq and is a predicted model, not a curated record. The transcript is spliced from 9 exons. NCBI's taxonomy places the organism in Eukaryota, Metazoa, Chordata, Mammalia, Carnivora, Odobenidae. Gene Ontology annotation, molecular function: protein dimerization activity. Bases 1 to 3648 code for a protein of 1215 amino acids. Gene Ontology annotation, biological process: regulation of DNA-templated transcription.
AUGCCCCGCCGUCUAGGGCCAGGCGGCUGCCGUAAAGCGGUUCGCUCGGUGGUCGCGGCGGCGGCAUCUUCAGGCCAGGCCGCGGGGGGAGGGGGCGGACUGGAGGCAGUGGCGGGGUCAGCACCGGCCACCGCAAGCGGGGCCAUGGAGCCCAGGGAGUCGGGGAAGGCUCCUGUGACGUUUGAUGACAUCACUGUAUACUUGCUUCAGGAAGAAUGGAUGCUGCUGAGUCAGCAACAGAGGAAGAUCUGUGGUUCUGACAAGCUGGUGGCACCACUAGGACCGACUAUUGCCAACCCAGAGCUGUUCUAUAAGUUUGAGCAAGGGCCAGAGCCAUGGCUAGGAAAUGUCCAGGGCCAGAGGAAUGUCCUGAGCCACCACCCAGGGAAAAACAAGAUGGGCUGCAUGGAAGAAAGGGACUCACGAAGUCCUGCCAGAGAAGCCGGACUAGAUCUGCCCCCACAGAAGAAAGCCUGUCUUUCCCACUUCAGCACAGAGCAUGGCAACAUUGAGGUAGACUGUACAGGGAAAAGCAAAAAACCCUCGAAGCCCCGCUCUAUCCAGAAGUCUUGGUUUGCGCAGUUCCCAUGGCUGGUCAUGAAUGAGGAGCAGACGGCUCUCUUUUGCUCUGCUUGCCGCGAAUACCCAUCUGUCAGGGACAAACGGUCAAGAUUAAUAGAAGGUUAUACAGGACCAUUCAAGGUGGAGACUCUCAAAUACCACGCCAAGAGCAAAGCUCACCUGUUCUGUGUCAAUGCCUUGGCGGCACGGGACCCCAUCUGGGCGGACCGUUUCCAAAGCGUCCGAGAGGAAUCUGGAGAUGUCCUGGCCAGCCCUGAGCACCUCUUUACGGCAGACUAUCCCAUAUUGUACCCCCCGGGGCCUCUGGGAGCCUAUGAUAACAUGACCCAGCUCCUGCCCAGCCCAAGAGCUGACCUGGAGGACCCUGGGGGGAAUGGAGCAUUUCCUACAUUGUAUCUGGACUGCAUUUCUGAGUUGAGGGAAAAAGAAACUGCUGAUGAUAGCCACAGGUCAUCAGAUGUCAACAUUUUGCGUGAUGCUGCUGAACCCGGCGGCCAGGAUCCUUCUGAAGAGGGGCUGUUUGAGGAGGUUCCUGUGGUGUUUGAGGAGCUCCCGGUGGUGUUUGAGGAUGUGGCGGUGUAUUUCACCCGGGAGGAGUGGGGCAUGCUAGUCAAGCGGCAGAAGGAGCUGUACAGAGACGUGAUGCGGAUGAAUUAUGAGCUGUUGGCUUCCCUGGGGCCUGCUGCUGCCAAACCAGACUUGAUCUCAAAACUGGAACGUCGAGCUGCACCCUGGAUCAAGGACCCAAACGGGCCAAAGUGGGGGAAAGGUCGUCCUCCAGGGAAGAAGAAGAUGGUGGCCCUAGGAGAGGCAGACACACAAGCCUUGGCUGUAGAAUCUGCAGUGCUUCCAGCAACUUCUCUGGAGACCUGUAGCUCCUACUGCAAUUCCAGCCUUUGGGAAGUCGAAAUAGAUGGCCCUAGGAAAAUCAAGAGAACUUACAGACCCCGUUCCAUUCAGAGGUCAUGGUUUGGGCAGUUCCCAUGGUUAGUAGUUGACCCAAAGGAGACCAAGCUCUUCUGCUCAGCUUGCAAAGAAAGACCGAAUCUCCACGACAAAUCGUCCCGGUUAGUCCGAGGUUACACGGGGCCUUUUAAAGUGGAGACUUUAAAAUACCAUGAGGUUAGCAAAGCACACAAGCUCUGUGUCAACACUGUUGAGAUCAAGGAAGAUGCCCCUCCGGCUGCCCUGGUCCCAGAGAUCUCCAGCGACCUGAUGGCGAACAUGGAACACUUCUUCAACGCCGCCUACUCCAUUGCGUACCACUCGAGGCCUCUGAAUGACUUUGAGAAGAUCCUGCAACUCCUCCAAAGCACCGGGACCAUGAUUUUGGGCAAGUACCGAAAUCGCACCGCAUGCACUCAGUUCAUCAAGUACAUCUCUGAGACCCUGAAGAAGGAGAUCCUCGAGGAUGUCCGGAACUCCCCUUGUGUGAGCGUGUUGCUGGACAGCUCCACAGACGCCUCGGACCAGUCCUGUGUGGGGAUUUACCUCCGCUACUUUAAGGGGAUAGAUGUGAAAGAGUCCUACAUCACCUUGGCCCCUCUCUACAGUGAGACGGUGGAUGGCUACUUUGAGACUAUCAUCUCUGCCCUGGAUGAGCUGGACAUCCCCUUCCGGAAGCCCGGUUGGGUGGUGGGCCUGGGAACCGACGGCUCCACCACGCUGAGCUGCAGAGGAGGCCUCGUGGAAAAGUUCCAAGAGGUCAUCCCCCAGCUGCUGCCCGUCCACUGUGUUGCCCACCGGCUGCACCUAGCUGUGGUAGACGCAUGUGGGGGCAUCGAUCUGGUGAAGAAGUGUGACCGGCACAUUCGAACGGUCUUCAAGUUUUAUCAGUCCUCAAACAAAAGGCUGAAUGAGCUGCAGGAAGGCGCGGCUCCCCUGGAGCAGGAGAUCAUCCGCCUCAAGGACCUGAAUGCCAUCAGGUGGGUGGCCAGCAAGAGGCGCACACUGAAUGCGCUCAUCGUGAGCUGGCCUGCCCUGGCCCGGCACCUCCAGGGCGUGGCGGAGGCUGGGGGCCAGACUGGGCACAGGGCCAAAGGCAUGCUGAAGCUGAUGAAGAGCUUCCAUUUCGUCAAGUUCUGCCACUUCCUUUUGGACUUCCUGAGCAUCUACAGGCCUCUGUCUGAGGUGUGCCAGAAGGAGAUCGUGCUGAUUACAGAGGUGAACUCCACGCUGGGACGGGCCUACGUAGCCCUGGAGACCCUCCGUCACCAGGCGGGGCCCAAAGAGGAAGAGUUCAAUGCCGGCUUCCGGGAUGGGCGGCUCCACGGCAUCUUCCUGGACAGAAUGGAGAUGGCGGAACAGCGCUUCCGGGUGGACCGGGAAAGGAUGAUCCUGACUGGGAUCGAGUACCUCCAGCAGAGGUUUGACACGGCCCGGCCCCCACAGCUCAAGAACAUGGAGGUGUUUGACACCACGGCCUGGCCAAGUGGGAUGGAACUGGCCAGUUUUGGGAAUGAGGAUAUUCUUGCCCUGGCCAGAUACUUUGAGCUCUCCCUCCCUGCAGGGUACAGCGAGGAGGCGCUCCUGGAGGAGUGGCUGGGCCUGAAGGCCAUGGGCAGGAACCUCCCGUUCUCCAUGCUGUGUAAGAACGCCCUGGCCCAGCACUACCGCUUCCCGCUGCUGAGCAGGCUCGUGGCGGUGGUGGUGUGCGUGCCCGUCUCCGCCUCCUGCUGUGAGCGGGGCUUCAGCGCCAUGAACCGGAUCAGGACUGACGAGAGGACCAAACUCUCCAACGAGGUGGUCAACAUGCUCAUGAUGACAGCGGUGAACGGGGUGGCAGUCACGGAGUACGACCCCCAGCCUGCCAUCCAGCGCUGGUACCUGACCUCCUCGGGCCGGCGGUUCAGCCACGUCUACGCGUGUGCCCAAGGGCCGCCCCGUGCCCAGGCCCGUAAGAGCAGGGCUCAGGAAGGAGAAGAUGGGGGCGCUCUAUAUGGAGGAGGCUGUGCCCCGAAAGCCACCCAUUCCAUCCUACAGGGAGCCAGUGGAGCUCCUGAAGGACUGCGUCAUGGACCCUCCCGACAGACUCCUAUACCGCCAUACCAGCCAAGAGGCCCCUGAGCUGUCCUGACAGAGAGCUCCCGUAGGAGCAGGAUUCCUGGGGAUCGCCUUGGAGACCCCCUGCUGCCCUGCCCCUUGGAAUCAUGGUGACAG